Molecule: messenger RNA, 909 nt
Organism: Aspergillus sclerotioniger CBS 115572
Lineage: Eukaryota; Fungi; Ascomycota; Eurotiomycetes; Eurotiales; Aspergillaceae
Exons: 4
Coding region: 1-909 (302 amino acids)
Source: RefSeq, a predicted model, not a curated record
AUGUCGGCGACAAUAUACUCUCACAUCGUUGACCUCGAUCAGCUGAUUCCCCGAAUGGUGGACAUCGACGAAGAAAGUAAUGAUACACUGACACCAUGGGUUUUUGAACACUCUCGGAUAGCCGACUAUGAAUCUUUCGAUGACCGGCCCAAAGAAAGGACACAAUUCAAGGAUGUUCUCUAUCGCCUCUGUAUGCAGACGUUCUUUGAGGCCGACGAGGCUGGCGCGCUGGUGGAUGCGUUGAAGCCGGCUGAAACUGUUACACUGCCCCGAAAGAACUGGCAAACACCCAGAAGGGAGUAUUUCACAGAUUCCAUGAUGUUGCAAGGAGCGUUUGUCAGUAGUUUCGUAGAGACGAUCUAUUAUAAUUUGAGGGAUAUCAUGGAUGGUGGUCCCGAGCUUCACUUCCCUGUUUCGAAGUUCCGGCAGGAAUACGUUAUUGGUGGUCAACGAUAUGCCAGUCGUCUGGAUGGAGCAGCUGUCGUUGGUCUACCAGAAGCGCGUAUACCAGUGAUCUCUUUUGUUGGGUACUACGAGAAGGAAACCUGGACCGAGUUUCUCCGGGAAAUUGUCAGCAUCAUGCUGGGACAAUUGGCUAAAAAUAUCGACAGAGCCGGUUUACAGACUCAGGAAGUUUUUGCAGUAGGGCUGUACGGGCGUUGUAUCUAUAUCGCCCGGGGAUACUUUACAUCAGAUCUGAUAGCGUGCGUACACACCAAAGGAUGCUCAGAGAACGAAAGGGUCGAUUUGCAGUUCACACGUAGUUACGAUCUACGUCUAAAAGAAGACUGGAUGGAAGCUAUUCGUGGGUUCACAAGGCUAUUACGAUAUCUCGUGAGCGGGACGGCCAAAGUAGGCUCUAUUCAGCUCCAUGUGGAUCACACCGCUCCCAAUCCACGGCCGCCCUAG